Molecule: messenger RNA, 1883 nt
Organism: Hydractinia symbiolongicarpus
Lineage: Eukaryota; Metazoa; Cnidaria; Hydrozoa; Anthoathecata; Hydractiniidae
Product: insulin-like growth factor-binding protein 7
Exons: 5
Coding region: 40-567 (175 amino acids)
Biological process (GO): regulation of signal transduction; regulation of cell growth
Cellular component (GO): extracellular region
Molecular function (GO): insulin-like growth factor binding
Source: RefSeq, a predicted model, not a curated record
AGGAACAGCACACGACGUUGAAAAAGACAGAAAGAAAAGAUGUACUUUAAAGUUCUUCUCUUUCUAGUUGUAACUGUGACUACAUUAUUGUCAGUAAGGUCAAGCAAAUGUCCAAUAACAUGCACUAAGUCAGCGUGUAAAGAAAACCUAAAAUGUUCUGGUUCCAUUGUUAAAGGAAAAUGUGGAUGUUGUGACGAAUGUGCAAAAGUUCGAGGUGAAACUUGUGGCGGAACGUUUCAUGUAUUUGGUAGAUGUGACAUUGGUUUAACGUGCCGAAAAGUUCGAAACCAGAACUAUGGAUAUUGUGUUUGCAAAAAGGCCCACCAUAUAGCAGAUUGUCCUUAUGGUCGAGCAAGAUACGCAAAUGGCUGCAUGAAAGCAAGAUGUUAUGAUUUACCAAAAUGCAAAGCUUUCUCGCAUCACGUUGGUGGUAAUCAGACAUGCCCAAGUGUAGGAACUGUUUUUUGCGACACGGAAUGUUCAAAUUGCUGCAGCCAUCAUACACCGUGUAGUCCAAAUGACUUACAGCAAAAAAGUAACUGCAAGUUUGGAUGGUGGGAGUACUGAAGGAUUGACUAAUGCCAUAUUAAUUUCGCUUAUUCAAAACCCCUAGAGAUGAUGGCUCUAUACAAUUACUUGUGCUUUGAUCAAGAAUAUUUAUGAUCAGAGUUUUAGACGUUAUAGAAUAUUAUAUAGAAAAUUUCCUUUUUUUUUAAUUUGAAAUCUUGAAUUUCUGUUUUAGCUAAAGAAGAACAGUGCAAGUUUUAAUAACAUAAUCACGGCUUCUAUUGUGAAUGUUGUUCUCUUGUGCGAAAAAAAUUCUGUUUUCCUGCCUUAGGCCGUUUUACAAUAUAGCAACAUUUUACCAUCAGUAUCCCAAAGCGUUGCAUUUACUGUUAAAACCUAGUAUUUUUAGAAGCUUUUAUCCUUUCUUUUUUAUUUAUUCUAAUUUUGCCCUAUGCUUCUUUAAAGCAACGUUUUUUCUAUCAUCAUUUGACUGCGCGUUCCUGAAGUAAAUGCUGUUAUGAAAUAAACAGCUCAUCUUGCAAUACAUGUCGCGUGUUGCCAAAAGCUGGUAAAAAAUAUAUAAAUUUACGAGAUGAAGUAACUUAACUCCCUUAUGAGGCAUGACUUAGCGUAUGUUUAGGCUCGGUUUUACGAAGCAGAUUAUGUUUAUUUAAUGUAUAGAAUGCUCAGUAAAGUUGUGCAACAUGUUGUGACGAAGAACACAGGAUUAUUUCGACACUUAUACAAAAAACGCGAAGCAAUCAGAAACUUCAUAGUUAUUUUUUCAGUAUCGAUAUGUGCUAAAUUGGUGCAGAGAAAAAGGAUAGUUGGCCUGUCAAACUACUGGGGUCCUAGUGAUACUCAUUUUAAAUAUGAAUUUUUUUACAACUCUCGCUCAAGCUACCCAUAAUUAUUUUUGCUUGCAAUUGUUUCUCACCUACAAUGAAGACUAUAUUGCAUUCAUGUUACCGGGUUUUUUUUUUUGACAUAGUUAUAGAUCUUAAUUAACAAAAAAACACUCAAUUUUCUCAACUUCAGAUUUCAGAACGAGCUUUUCGAAAGAAUGUCAUAAAUAAGAACAUGUCAUUAAAUUCUGAAGUUAAUUCUUAAUAUCAAGAGCAAAAUUUAAACAAAUCAGCUUGAAAAAUGCUCAUCUUGACUGGUUGAUAUAAAAAAGGGUAUAAAGCUUUUUUCAGUGCGAAAAGUCCUGAUCACACCCCGGCCGGUUUGUGUCAAAUUUUAUUUUUCCUUUUUCACACUAAACACGAGAGUAGGGUUGAUAUCUGAGGUAGAUGUCAAAACAAGCGAUUGUUGUGGUUGCACGACUUUCGUAGCUCAAACGGGAUAUUUAAGCGCACUACCACCCCCUUUCGCAG